GUGACUUUCAGGUGACCGAGAUGAGCAGCCGCGAGGGGCCGGAAAAAAUUGAUAGUGUUAGUCGUUGAGCAGAUAUGUUGCUGCCCAACACCAACGCUUACUUGCCAUGACCGUUCGCCACACCCUCGACUUUCGCUCUCUUGCCCAAGGGCAGAAAGUGACUGUCCCGUUUCUUCUGGAUCAACUGUACAGGCCCAAGUCCAUUAUUGCAGUCGUGAAUGCGGUGAUCGGGAUGUCCCUCUUUGUGCCGGGAACAUUCCCGUCAGCGAUCGUGUUCUUCGUCUGCUCGCGCUGGUUGAGCCGCCAUGGCUCCGAGCAUCCCCGCAGUCCCCUUCGCCGAGCUGCCCAUCGAGAUCCUCCUCAAUGUCUCGACCUUUCUCAGCACACCACGAGACCUUCUGCGCCUUGCCGCAACCAACAUGAGGCUUCGCCAUGCACUGGCCUCCGAAACGGCUGCCCAGCGCUCUCGCUGGAGCUGGGUCGACCGGCUCCUGGACUGUGGUGCAUUGCCGAGCAAUACCAGUCUCGUCUGCUGCUCGCGAGAGGGACAGCUUGACCUGGUCAAGCGUAUCCUCGGCUUUCACCAGCCAUUCGUCUCGAUCGAUGCGAGCGACCGACGUAGCGGCCAUGUCGUCGAUAUCCACUUUCGCGACGACCUUGCGCUGCGGCAAGCCAGCCUCAACGGACACUCAUCUAUCGUGGAGUUGCUGGUCCGGUGUGGUGCAUGGAUCGAGGCCGGCAACAACGAGGCCCUUCGCAAUGCUUGCUCCGCCGGCUGGCUCGAAACCGUCCGGAUCCUGGCCCAAGCCGGGGCUGACAUCCACCUCGACCAGGACGAACCCCUGCUGCUGGCGGUCGAGAGCGGCAAUGCGGCACUCGUCGAGUACCUCAUUCUUCACGGAGCCGACGUCAACACCCAAGGGAGCGCCGCUCUCAGAGCUGUGUGCAAGGACUCUCUGCCCGAGGCCGUCUCGCUCGCAAGGCUGCUGAUCGACUCGGGCGUAGACAUCCAUGCUGCCGAGGAGGAUGCACUCUGUAUGGCUGCCAUGAACGGAAACGUUGGGCUGGUCCAGCUGCUGCUCAGGAACGGUGCCGAUCCGUUCGUCUCGGACCAGAUGCCGCUGAGGCUCGCCGCGGAAUGCAACACCCAUGCUGGUGUUGUCAAGCUGCUGCUUCGGCAGGGAUGCGAUGUGUCUGUUGCGGCAGCGGCAUCUCGCAACAACGAAGUCAAGGACAUACGGUCAUAUCUGCAGCGCCGUCAGCGGCAGCAGGGCCACUCGGACUAUGACUAACAAGCUGCGAGGCCGUCCAAUUGAUCCGCUGGCCUGCAUCUCUGGCUGCCAGGUAGAAAGGAUUCCUCCUCGGGUCAAAUCGCGGUGCUCAAGCCAUGCCAUG
Messenger RNA from Polychytrium aggregatum, 1395 nucleotides. Its product is annotated as ankyrin repeat-containing domain protein. NCBI's taxonomy places the organism in Eukaryota, Fungi, Chytridiomycota, Chytridiomycetes, Polychytriales. The record is from RefSeq and is a predicted model, not a curated record. The transcript has 2 exons. The coding region runs from base 306 to 1292 and encodes 328 amino acids. Gene Ontology annotation, molecular function: protein binding.